CAUACACAAACAGUUGGUCAAAUAGAACAAGGUUGUUGUUUACUUUGGCAAAAGAAGUACGGUGUACCAGAACAGAACUGAGCCCCUCUCCGAUCCGUUGGAUCAGACGGAGACAGAGGGACUUUGACUCGUUUCUCUCAUGGAAGCAUCAAAAUCGUCCUCUACGGAGGUCAUCUUAGAAGAAUGGAAUGGUUCUUCUUCCACCAAGCUCUCCAGAACCGCCACCAUUACCGCUUCCCCUUCUCUCUCGAUCCAAAGGUCUGGUGGUCGAUUCCACCAUGUUUGGAGACGGGUUCUCCAAGCAUUUGUACCCGAGGGUUUUCCUAACAGUGUGACUCCAGAUUAUGUACCUUUUCAAGUCUGGGAUUCACUGCAGGGCCUUUCAACGUACAUUCGGACCAUGCUCUCGACACAAGCUCUUCUUAGUGCUAUUGGAGUUGGUGAGAAAUCCGCAACUGUAAUUGGUGCCACAUUUCAGUGGUUUUUGAGGGACCUAACUGGAAUGCUUGGAGGCAUUUUAUUCACAUUCUACCAGGGCUCAAACCUGGAUAGCAAUGCCAAAAUGUGGCGUUUAAUCGCAGAUCUUAUGAAUGAUCUUGGAAUGUUGAUGGACCUGGUUUCCCCCUUGUUUCCUUCAGCUUUCGUGUUUGUAGUUUGCUUGGGGAGCCUAUCACGAUCAUUCACUGGUGUUGCCAGUGGAGCAACUAGAGCUGCUUUGACGCAGCAUUUUGCCCUUCAGAGUAAUGCUGCAGAUAUUUCUGCCAAGGAAGGAAGUCAGGAGACAUUGGCAACAAUGAUUGGCAUGGCUUUGGGAAUGCUUCUUGCUCGGAUUACAAUGGGGCAUGCACUAGCUAUUUGGUUUUCUUUUCUGUCACUCACCCUGUUCCAUAUAUACGCAAACUACAAGGCUGUCCAAUGCCUUGCCUUAACCUCACUAAAUCCUGAGAGGAGCUCAAUUCUUUUGCAGCAUUUCCUGGAAACAGGCCAAGUUCUCUCACCUGAAAAGGUCUCUAGGAUGGAGCAUGUACUACCCGUAUGGACCACUUCAUGGAGCUCAAAGAGUGCUAAACAGAUACACAUGCAAGUACACUUAGGUGUAAGGGUGUCUUCUCUUAAUCACUCGGAACUGAUGGACCUGUUGCAUUCUGCGGGAUCUCAUUACAAGAAAGCAAAGUACGUGCUAGUGGAGAAGCAGGGAAUUGUCCAUGCUACUUUGCAUAAAGACUCGACAUCUGCAGAUGUAUUGCAGUCAUUUUUUCAUGCCCUUGUUAUGGCAAAAUUUACAGAUAAAAACAAGUCUCUGCAUUUGGAGAGCCAAUCAUGGAUGGAUAAACAUUAUGAAGCUUUUAUUCAAAAGCUAAGGUCCUCAGGUUGGAAAAUAGAACGACUUCUAUCGCCUUCUAUUGUUUGGAAGGCAAAAUGGAUCUGUGGGCCUUUGGAUGCAAAGAUGGAUUAGGCGAUUUGUUUUUUAUCGCAUAAAGAUAGUGAUAUGAGGUGAAAUUAGUGCAACUUGCCAUGAUAUGAGGCCAUUGAUCAAUCUUGUUAUUUAGUACAGAGAACUUUUAGAUGACAAUCUUAACAGAGGAACCUAGUCAGUCAUUUUUGGGUCCAGUGCAGUUCUGGCUGAUAAGGAUCUAGCCCUAGCCUCUAGGCGAAUGUGGAGAUUUUGUUGGCAUUACACAUUAGAUUAUUUGUGAAGAAGUCCAUACAUCAUGGAUCUUAUUUAUCACCAUGUAUUUUAAAUUAAGGUUUCAACAACUCUAUUACGUAACACGCAACUUGCAACAUUCCAACUUUUCCUACUCAUCCAUGCAUUUGAUAUGUCAACCGGCUUAAAUUCAAUUUCAAGCAUAGAAUGACAGUAGCAUGGAUGAUUUGGUCUCUGUCUCUUCAUUUGGAGCUGAAGAACUCUUCUUGGAAGUCAGAAAUAACUUGAUUAUGAUUUUUGGACAUCUUUGUAUGUCAUUUACAUUAA
This is a messenger RNA of Carya illinoinensis, 1975 nucleotides long. RefSeq names its product protein root UVB sensitive 3. NCBI's taxonomy places the organism in Eukaryota, Viridiplantae, Streptophyta, Magnoliopsida, Fagales, Juglandaceae. The transcript has 15 exons. The record is from RefSeq and is a predicted model, not a curated record. The coding region runs from base 140 to 1456 and encodes 438 amino acids.